Molecule: messenger RNA, 2166 nt
Organism: Zootoca vivipara (common lizard)
Lineage: Eukaryota; Metazoa; Chordata; Lepidosauria; Squamata; Lacertidae
Product: hormonally up-regulated neu tumor-associated kinase-like
Biological process (GO): intracellular signal transduction; protein phosphorylation
Cellular component (GO): cytoplasm
Molecular function (GO): ATP binding; protein serine/threonine kinase activity
Source: RefSeq, a predicted model, not a curated record
AUGCCUGCAGCAAUCAAAGCUGCUCCAGAUGACAGAGGAAUGGAUCAUACAAACCAGGAAAGGAUAUUACCAGAGUGGGGGACAAACCAUAGGGAUAUACCUGUUUGUUUCAGCAAGAUGUCCCAAGAGUCUAGGAAGAAUUUCCCCCAUACCAAACAAGUUGGGAAUUACCUAGUGGGCAAAAUGAUCAACAAGGGCUCCUUUGCCAAAGUGAUGGAGGGCUUUCACAUCCCCACUGGGGAGAAGGUAGCCAUAAAAGUCAUAGACAAGAAAAAAGCCAAGCAAGACUCCUAUGUUUUAAAAAAUAUGAAGCGGGAACCUAGGAUACAUCAGAUGAUUAAACAUCCCAAUAUUGUUCAGCUCUAUGAAACAUUGGAGACGGAAAAUUCCUAUUACAUGGUGAUGGAACUGUGCCUUGGGGGAGAUCUCAUGGACAGAAUCUGCGAGAAAAAGAAACUGGAAGAAAGGGAAGUCAAGAAAUAUACCAGGCAGAUAAUGUCUGCAGUAGAACAUUUGCAUCAUCACGGGAUUGUCCACAGAGAUCUGAAGAUUGAAAAUUUUCUUCUGGAUGAAAACAACAACAUCAGAAUCGUUGAUUUUGGACUGAGCAACAUCAUGAAGUUUGAGGGCCUUUCUCAAGACCUGCUAAACACUCAGUGUGGGAGUCCAGCCUAUGCAGCCCCAGAACUCCUGGCUCAUAAAAAAUAUGGACCCAAAGUUGAUGUCUGGUCCAUAGGAGUUAGCAUGUUUGCCAUGCUAACCGGCACGUUGCCCUUCACUGUGGAACCAUUUAAUAUCAAGCAGCUGCACCUCAAGAUGGUGAACGGCGAAAUGAAUCCCAUUCCACCCGACAUUUCCACUGGAGCUGUUCAUUUCAUGCACUCUUUACUUGAACCUGAUCCAGCUAAGAGACCUGCUAUUAAAGAGGCAAUGAAAGACAAAUGGCUGAAUGACGGUAAUAUCAGGAAACCACUGAAUCCAUGUACAUAUAAAAAUAGACUUCGCCCCGAUGAGCUGAAUCCUGUUGUUUUGAAUUACAUGACGGAAUCACUGGAGCUCAAUCUUUCGGAUGUUGUCACUGUCUUGAUAAACAAUAAGCCAUCUUAUAUAAUGGCAACAUACUACUUGCUAUUGAAGAAAUUAAUUAGAUAUCAGAAAGAACACGGGACAAUGAAGAAGGAAAGUACCUCAGAAAAGUUUGAUGUUAAACUUCCUGGGACCCUAAGCCAAGAUGCAGAUGAUAUGCCAGCUUCUCAAAAGACAGAACAGGUUACAACAGAAAACUUGAAAAGCUGUGAGAAUAAAGUGUUUCCUUCUGUCCUGAACUCAGAAAUGCCAUAUGCUAUCCAGGAAGAUGAAAUAGCCAUCACUCUGGAAAACCAAGAAAUUUUACCAGAAGUUUCCAAGUUUGCAGACAGAGAAUUGGUUCAUUUUGAACCUCCUAAAUCUCCAAAUAAAUAUUUUUCAUGUGAGCCAUUAAAUCAGACACAACUGGAUCCGCAGGAAAAUAUAGAAGAUAUUAAAGGUUUUUCAGAAGAGAGAAAAUCAUAUUUAUCUGAGAAGCCACCUUCUGCUUUAGGAAAUAACCCAGCAUAUUCUAUGAACAACCAGGCUCAGAGGUCCUUAAUGUCAUGUGCAAGUAGACUAACACCAAGGUCAGCAAUUGAAAACAGACUGGUAGACCAAAGUCCUAUGGUUUGUCCAGACACAAGAGUCAAAGAUCUUCUGAAAGCAAUGGAUGAGAAUCUUCCAACUCUACCAUGGCAAUAUCAGGAAAAAGAAAGCUCAGCUCUCUUGAUUAUGGAAUCACCACACCUCUCACCUUUACCAAGGCUGAGACAAGUUGCCUUGAGGGACCCAAUCACUAAAAAGAUUUCAUUGAUGGGACUAUCACAGCAACAACCCAAUGGUUCAUCUCCAUUUUUUGUCAACGGGUCAAGACCGCCAAUUUUCCCCAUGACCCCACAACAAACACUUAUGGUAAGAAGCUUGAGGCAAUCCAAAGAAAAGUCAAAAGACUUCUUCAACAGUGGUAAGGUUAAGAGGAACUUUGUACAACUCAAACACACACCUAAGGAUGUGGACUUGAAUCUUCCAGUAUUAUCUCCACCAUAUCAAACAAGGUCAGGGAAAAAACCUGAGAUUUUAAGACUAGAUUUUGCGUAA